This is a messenger RNA of Homarus americanus (American lobster), 4114 nucleotides long. RefSeq names its product protein tramtrack, beta isoform-like. Gene Ontology annotation, molecular function: protein binding. The coding region runs from base 719 to 3625 and encodes 968 amino acids. Gene Ontology annotation, biological process: regulation of transcription by RNA polymerase II. The transcript has 5 exons. Gene Ontology annotation, cellular component: nucleus. The record is from RefSeq and is a predicted model, not a curated record. NCBI's taxonomy places the organism in Eukaryota, Metazoa, Arthropoda, Malacostraca, Decapoda, Nephropidae.
GAGAGGGCAGUGUGAGGUGCGCCGCCCAGCCGUGUGGAGGUAGGGCCGCCUCGUCUCCGUGUGCCGCCUCCGCUGGUCCCAGCCUUCCUAUCAACACCAGUGAGCGUGUGUCCGUGUAGCUGGUUGGAGGCCGCCGCCGCUCCCGCCCGUCCCACACAUGAUCUACUCCUCCCCAGUCAACAGUGUAUAGCGGCACCAUGGCUACAUCCCCUCUCUUUACCAAGGGACACUGCCCACCAGGCCUGGCCCAUCACCACCGCCUAUACACUCACUACUUCCUCCUCAUCACUCAGUGAACUUUUGUGCUUGAAAUAUUGCUGACAAAAUGCCAGGUGUAUUUUGUGUGCUACUUAAAACAAUAGUAAAUAUAUUUGAGUGAUGGACUAUAACCAUGCGAUCUGGUGCUUUGUGACAAAGGACUGUGUGGACAUGGUGGUGUUAUGGUGGUUGACACGUCAAGCAUUAACUCAACGUCAAGUGAAGAUGAACUGACCCAUCUCAGUAACGAGCAAACACUGACCCUUUACUAUUCAGUUAUAGAAAUGAGCAGAAAUAAAGGCAACUAGGUGAGAAAACCGGAGGAAGUAUUGGUGCGAGGAAAGUGUUUAGUGUUGUGCUUAUUGUGGCUUGUGUUGAGGUAGUGUAUAGGCUGGCCCCUCGUCCUCCCCUGCCAGCCCUAUGUGCUGUGGUGGCCGGGGAUGGCACCUCCCCGAGAAACAUGUGCCGUGACGACGACCAACCACACCCCGCGCUCCUGAUGAUGGGAAGUGACCAGUACUGCCUCAAGUGGAACAAUCACUGGGCCAACCUGAUCCGUGUGUUCAACUCAUUGCUACAGUCUGAAACCUUUGUAGAUGUGACGUUAGCAUGUGAGGGGCGGCACCUGAAGGCUCACCGGCUGGUGUUGUCGGCAUGCUCCCCGUACUUCAAGGAGUUGCUUGUGGCACAUCCCGACAAACAUCCUAUAGUCAUACUUAAAGAUGUUCGCUACUCCGAGCUCCGCACUCUCAUAGAGUUCAUCUACAAUGGAGAAGUUUCAGUGGAACAGCAUGACCUCGCCGCACUCUUGUGCACUGCAAGAGAACUACAAAUUAAGGGUCUGGCAGACAAUCGCCUUCCAGGAGCCUCCUCCCCUCCACAUCCUCACUGUAGAGUGUCUGGUGAAGCAACAAGCCACACACUCACAACUACAACCACUGCCUCUUCCACAAACACCACAGAUUCGACCGCCCCACCACAUGAAGCCAACACUGUAAAAAGUAGUAGUCCUCGGAGAAAAAUUGGGUCAGAAGAUAGACCUCCACCUCCCCUGCAUGCCAUUCAUCCUGGCUUGUCAAUACCAGUUUCAUCCCACCUCCCCACCUACCGAUCUCGACCAACCUCGCGGGAGUCCUCUCCAGUCCACAAGAGACGAAGAGUAUCUACAGGGGGCAGUGACAAUGAAUCUAAUGUUUGUGAAGGUAGCAGUAAGCACUUGAGAUCAGAAGCACCAAACGGACACUUAUCUUCCCACCAGGAGCAUAAUGAUAGGCAGUACACGGCAGUAGCAGGGCCAUCAGGUCUGCGUGUACCGGACCCGAACAGGAGAGAGGACAGCAACAGCAGAGAUUCCAACUGGGAUGCAGACAAAUCUUCACCGUCCAUAACCAAAGUAUCUGGAGGUCAAACAUCCAACCCUGGGGACACGAAAACCUCUCUACACUCAGAAGACGACACCGACGAUGACCGCGGCCCCAUGACAAUCCAGUCGCCAGAAGUAAUCCUGGAGGAGGGAGAGGUUGGUGUGGGAUCAACAGGGCCUCCAUCAUCUGUACCUUCACCAUCUCUAACAGGAAGUGGACUCGGAAACACUUCCAUUACCCCUGCAGGUCUUGGGGGCCCACUUGCCCCCAGUGGGCCCCUCCCUCCAGUGGCGCUUCUUCACCAGGCAUUGGCCUUAGGCUAUCAUCCUCUUCAGCAUUACUUUCCCUCAAACCUCCUCGAGCAACAGCAGCAGUCCCAACAGCACCCUGGAGUAUCUCCUCCCAAAGAACUCAUGCACUUUCUAGAUGUAAUGAAAGCAUUACCGCCUAGUGCUCGGUUACCUUUGCCACUGGGAGGUCCUGCUGGUGUUGGGGGAACUUCUGGUUUAGCGUUAGGACUUCCUGGAGUAUCUGGAACAACAGCAACAUCUACUGCAUCACUGAGUGUGGCUAGGGACAAAAAUGUUGGGGGUGGCAUCACAUGUCACAUCUGUGCCAUGAUAUUACCCUCAUCACAUCAUCUAGAAGAGCAUGUUCGAAUCCAUGAGGAAGAGAAACCAUACAAAUGUGACCAGUGUGGACAACGCUACAAAUACCAGUCUGCAUUUCAACGGCACCAGGAACAAAAUCAUACGGCUAAACUUCCUGGGGAUAAACCAUUUCGCUGUGGUGUGUGUGGUCAGUGCUUUAAGUACCACAAGAGUUUUACUAAACACCGCUCCAAUCAUGAUGCACUCGAUCGAAUAAUGAAAGCAGAAGCAGAAGAGGGUCGACUGGGAUCAAGGGGCAUCCAUGAAUCUUACCUCCAAAGACUUUUGGUUAAUGAAUCUUCAAAGAGUGAAUCUGAAGCUUCUAUAACUUUAAAAGAAGAAGGUUUAGAGACACAGCAGCAGGAAGAAGGAGCUGAGCGGCGGCCGUCCACAUCAAAUCCCACCACAUUUAAUGCUGCCCUUCUUCAAACAGUUAAUCCAGAAAAUGGUGUAAAAAAAUAUGAAGAUGGGGAGGAUGAUGAAGAAGGAGAGGUAGAGGGUGAGGAGGAGGAAGGGGAAUAUGAAGAAGAGAAUAAAGGUAAAUUUGUUUACUGUGUUAAGUGCAAGUCGACAUUCCGAGACGUGGCCAAUUUUGAGGGUCAUUGCCGAGGGUCAACAGACUGCUCACUAGAUACUUUGCGUGAGGUGAAUGUGAAUGAUGGGCCAGGGCUGUCUUGCCCCCCCAGUAUAGCAUCCUCACCUCAAGCCUCACCCCGGUUAUCCCCAAGUAGCGUCUCGGGACCACCUCGCUCUCCUCUCCCAGCCUCCACUCCUAUGGCUAUGCCAUCACCUCCUGCCACUACCACUCCUAUAGGUGGCCUUCCUCCGUCCUCGUCUGUGGCAGUUAGCACUGCCACUGCCAGUACCACCACUGUAACCCCUGGGACCAGCACUCCUCCUGGCCACAAUAGUUUGUUUAAACUUGAUUCAAGGGGGGCCCUAAUGCUGUCCCAAGCUCCUCUUCCCCCAGCUUCUGAUUCACGAGGGGAUGAGGAACGACCCUUCAAGUGUCAGUUCUGUCAGAAAGGUUUCAAGGGCCGAGAAAACCUAAAGCUUCACAUCCGUACUCAUACUGGAGAGAAGCCAUAUAACUGUGGUGUAUGUGGCAAGGCAUUUGGUGGCCGCUCUGAUAUGAAUCGUCACUUGCGCAUUCACACUGGUGAGAAGCCGUACCCAUGUAAGGUCUGCGGAAAGAAAUUUGCUCGCGCAGACUACCUGUCUAAGCACAUUACCACGCACCUCGGGGUUCCAUUUGCUAAGCCAGUGCAUAGUUUGCAACAGAGUCUUCAAAAUUUAGAAAAUAUGCAAAAUCUACAAAAUCUACAUAAGUUACAAAAUAUGUCUAAUGAAUAAUACCAAAAUUUUCCCCAAAUAUUUAAGAAGAUAAAUUUUUAUAUAUAUAUUUACAUUCUUAUAAUAAAUUAGUUGAUAUUGUAAGCACUAAAAGUGCCACUUCUGCUUGUAAAGCAGUUAAAUCAAAGGUUUUGAACCAGUGACAGUAACUGUGUUACAUACCUAGUUUUUUAAAUUUAGGUAUUGAUAUUGUUGUCAUAUUUCUUAUUCUCAAAAGAGAUUAAAACUGUAAGUAGAUGGUUAGUGGUAUAUGAGGGUGAGCAGUCCAGUGGGCACAUCUGCAGCGUUGAGUAUCCUUGUGAUCUAGUCACUGCCCAGAGUUGCACACAGAGCUUCACACCGUCUGCUGUGCUGACCACGAAUAAUAUUUCAAGCCCAAUUACCAGAUUUUUUUUAUCAAUAUAAAUAUCUUGUUUUAGAAUGAUUGGUGCACUUCAGGAGCUACUGUGCUUCCCCCCUCAAUAUUUUUUUUUUUUUUUUUUUUUUUUU